Hirsutella rhossiliensis is the source of this 1377-nucleotide messenger RNA. RefSeq names its product tRNA synthetase class II core domain-containing protein. Gene Ontology annotation, cellular component: cytosol. The record is from RefSeq and is a predicted model, not a curated record. NCBI's taxonomy places the organism in Eukaryota, Fungi, Ascomycota, Sordariomycetes, Hypocreales, Ophiocordycipitaceae. Gene Ontology annotation, molecular function: ATP binding; serine-tRNA ligase activity; tRNA binding. The coding region runs from base 1 to 1377 and encodes 458 amino acids. The transcript is spliced from 7 exons. Gene Ontology annotation, biological process: seryl-tRNA aminoacylation.
AUGCUUGAUGUCAACGACUUCAUCGCGGAUCGCGGGGGCAACCCGGAAAAGAUCCGUGAUUCCCAGCGGCGCAGACAUGCCAGUGUCGAAAUCGUCGACGAGAUUAUUGCUCUCUUUGACGACCACCGCAAGACCCAAUACAGCGCAACCCAGAUCAACGGCAAGAUUAACGAAGUCCAGAAGCAGAUUGGGACAAAAAAGAAGGCCAAAGAGAACGCCGAUGGUCUGCUCCAACAAAAAAAGGAUCUCGAAAGAGAGAAGAAGAGCCUAGUUGACUCGGCCGGGGAGAAGGAAGCACUUCUCAAGUCAAAACUCAGGACCAUAGGAAAUAUUGUGCACGAUUCCGUUCCCGUCAGCGACAAUGAGGACAACAACGACAUUCUUCGGAAAUGGGCUCCGGAAGACGUUGCUGUCGAGAAGCGCGACGUUCUCUCACACCACGAAGUUCUCUUCCGCCUCGACGGUUAUGACCCCGACCGCGGCGUCAAGGUCGUUGGACACCGUGGCUACUUCCUGCGCCAAUGGGGUGUCUUUCUGAAUCAAGCGCUCAUCAACUAUGGUCUCGAGUUUCUGACUCAGCGCGGCUAUACUGCGCUACAGACGCCACAGUUCAUGCUCAAAGACUUCAUGAGCAAGACGGCCCAGCUCGACGAUUUUGACGAAGAGCUCUACAAGGUGGUCGAUGGCGACGCCAAGAACGACAAGUAUCUCAUUGCCACCUCCGAGCAGCCCAUCUCAGCCUUCCACGCCGAUGAGUGGCUCCUUGCCAAGGAUCUGCCCAUCAAGUACGCCGGAUUCAGCUCGUGCUACAGGCGUGAGGCCGGAUCUCAUGGCCGUGAUGCCUGGGGCAUUUAUCGCGUUCACCAGUUUGAAAAGAUCGAACAGUUCCUCUUGACAGACCCCGAGAAGUCGUGGGAGUCACUUGAUGAAAUGAUUGCAGUCUCGGAAGAGUUUUACAAGUCCCUGGGACUUCCCUAUCGGGUCAUCGCCAUUGUUUCCGGCGCACUCAACAACGCUGCUGCCAAAAAGCUCGACCUGGAGGCUUGGUUUCCCUUCCAAGGCGAGUAUAAGGAGCUCGUUUCAUGCUCUAACUGCACCGACUACCAGUCGCGCGCCCUCGAGAUUCGCUUCGGGGCCAAGACACAGACGGACACGAAAAAGAAGUACGUGCACUGCCUCAACGCGACGCUGUGUGCCACGACAAGAACCAUGUGCUGCAUUCUGGAGAAUUACCAGACGGUCGAGGGUCUGCGGGUACCUGAGCCCCUUCGAAAAUAUCUUCCCGGAGCGCCAGACUUCAUUCCCUUCACCAAGGAGUUGCCAAAGGAGUCGACUUCGCAAAAAGCGUUGCCACAAAGAACCAAAGGAGGCAAGUAG